AUGCAGUACGGUCCAGUGACGAAUUUCACUAUCCACGGAAAGAUUGUAGCCAUCACGGGAGGUGGCUCUGGAAUCGGACUUGCACUGGCCAAGCUCUGUCACACACAGGGCGCUCGCGUACUGAUAGGCGACUUGAAAUUGGUCGCUGAUGCUGAAGCCUUUGUCUCUGAAGCGCCGGCUGGGGAGGUGGUCUUCCAACACUGUGACGUGACGUCCUGGAAAUCGCUCCAUGACCUGAUUACGGCCAGCGUUGACGAGUUUGGCGAUGUUCCAGACUGUUAUGUGCCGUGCGCUGGCGUCUUCGAGCCGCCGUUUAGCAACUUUUGGGACGACAACGAAGCAAAUGAGUACAAGUCUAUGCAAAUCAAUGUCAACCAUCCAGUGAAGAUGACGCGAUUGGCGAUGCGCGCACUGGCUGGAGCAGAGAAACAGGGGGUGGUUUGUUUGAUUGCGUCGUCCGCAGGCAUUCGAGGCAACUAUUUGGCCUCCCUCUAUGCGACCUCCAAGCAUGCAAUCGUAGGCUUCGCCAAAUCGAUGGGCCAGGCCGAUGUCGAAGAGGGCGUGAAGAUCGUUUGCGUUCUACCCGGGAUGGUGCAGAGUCCGCUGUGGGAAGAUCRACAAGAUGAUAUGGUGGUGAGAACGCAGUACACRAAGCGCCUGGAGGAAGCCCUUCAACCAAAUGACAUUGCUGAACUGAUGCYGAGGAUGAUUGUACGCCAGAAUUAUGAUGGUGGGACAUGCGUGCUGAAAACCAAGGCUGAAGAGAGGAUUGUUGAAGAGGGCUUCGCAAAGUCUGCCGGCAAAUACGACCCUUCGCCGAGGCCAGAGCCAGAUUUGGGGAGAAUUAAAGAUGUUAUACAGUCCGAGAGGGGCAGGAAGUGGUCGUGA
Messenger RNA from Ramularia collo-cygni, 888 nucleotides. RefSeq lists its product as uncharacterized. Gene Ontology annotation, cellular component: cytoplasm. Lineage: Eukaryota; Fungi; Ascomycota; Dothideomycetes; Mycosphaerellales; Mycosphaerellaceae. The record is from RefSeq and is a predicted model, not a curated record. Gene Ontology annotation, molecular function: oxidoreductase activity, acting on the CH-OH group of donors, NAD or NADP as acceptor. The transcript has 3 exons. The coding region runs from base 1 to 888 and encodes 295 amino acids.